UUGGAGGGAAAAGCGAGCCAGAAGGUUCUGCGGCCGCUUCUAGUAGUUUCCAGGCGCUGCUGGGUGGCGGGGAGCAGGCGGUGCUGAGGUGGUGUCUGUGGCUGCUCAGACCUGGUGGCGGCGCGACUGUGGCCAGGCAGUACUGAAGUCGUGGCUGUGGUUGCUCGGGACUUGGUGACGGCGCGAUAAGAGAGCCGAUGGCCAAGUGGGGUGAGGGUGACCCACGCUGGAUCGUGGAGGAGCGGGCGGACGCCACCAACGUCAACAACUGGCACUGGACAGAGAGGGAUGCUUCAAAUUGGUCCACGGAAAAACUGAAAACACUGUUCCUGGCAGUGCAGGUACAAAAUGAGGAAGGCAAGUGUGAGGUGACGGAAGUGAACAAACUUGAUGGAGAGGCAUCCAUUAACAAUCGCAAAGGCAAGCUUAUCUUCUUCUACGAGUGGUCCGUCAAACUAAACUGGACAGGUACCUCUAAGUCUGGAGUGCAGUUCAAGGGACACGUGGAGAUCCCCAAUUUGUCUGAUGAAAACAGCGUGGAUGAAGUAGAGAUUAGUGUGAGCCUUGCCAAAGAUGAGCCUGACACAAAUCUCGUGGCCUUAAUGAAAGAAGAAGGGGUGAAACUUCUCAGAGAAGCAAUGGGAAUUUACAUCAGCACCCUCAAAACAGAGUUCACGCAGGGCAUGAUCUUGCCUACACUGAAUGGAGAGUCAGUAGACCAAAACGCUCGGCCCGCACUGAGAACUGAGGAGCCCAGGGUUAAAUCUGCUCCUUCAAAAGCCCAGGCCACACCAGUUGGUGUCAGAAUCCCCACUUGUAAGAUCACCCUUAGAGACACCUUCCUGACGUCACCAGAGGAGCUCUAUCGAGUGCUUACCACCCAGGAGCUGGUCCAGGCCUUUACCCAUGCUCCUGCAGUGUUAGAAGCAGACAAAGGAGGGAAGUUCCAGCUGGUAGAUGGCAACGUCACUGGGGAAUUCACUGAUCUGGUGCCUGAGAAACAUAUUGUGAUGAAGUGGAGGUUUAAAUCUUGGCCAGAAGGGCACUUUGCCACCAUCACCUUGACCUUCAUUGACAAGAAUGGAGAGACUGAACUGUGCAUGGAAGGCCGAGGCAUUCCCGCCCCUGAGGAGGAGAGGACACGGCAGGGUUGGCAGCGCUACUACUUCGAGGGCAUCAAACAGACCUUCGGCUAUGGCGCACGCUUGCUUUAGGGCUGGCAGCGGGAGCUUCAGCUUGCCCGACACUUCAGUCCAGCCCUCUCCUGACUGAGGCUUGACUCACAGGAUUGCACCAUCCCAACCACUAACUUGGGGCCGGGGCCCUUCCCUCCACAUAUACCUUGGGUUUGUGCAUGUUUUCUGCUGGGUGGGAUUAGAGGGCGAUUUCUCUUUUACGUGUACAUAUGCUAAGUAAACGUAAUUUAAAAAACGUG
Messenger RNA from Artibeus jamaicensis (Jamaican fruit-eating bat), 1435 nucleotides. It is a transcript of the gene AHSA1, whose product is annotated as activator of HSP90 ATPase activity 1. The coding region runs from base 198 to 1214 and encodes 338 amino acids. The transcript has 9 exons. Gene Ontology annotation, biological process: positive regulation of ATP-dependent activity; protein folding. Gene Ontology annotation, cellular component: cytosol. The record is from RefSeq and is a predicted model, not a curated record. Gene Ontology annotation, molecular function: ATPase activator activity; protein-folding chaperone binding. NCBI's taxonomy places the organism in Eukaryota, Metazoa, Chordata, Mammalia, Chiroptera, Phyllostomidae.